CAGUCAUGGUCAGUCAUUGACCACUCUGGCAACCAAGCCGCCAGCUGACAUCUUCAUCUAUAUUUACUGAUCGACUGGCUGCCUGCCUGAUCAACCAAUUAACUGCAGCCAUGGCACGAAUUAACACAAAGCUCACCCGUCUCUUAGGCAUCAACAUUCCUGUUGUCUGCCCUCCGAUGGCCAACGCUAGUGGCGCAAUAUUGCCAGCAGAAGUAACCCUCGGGGGAGGCUUUGGAUUCAUAGCCGCAGGUUAUAGUAGUGCUAAAGCUCUGCGACAUGAAAUAAGCAUGGCUAGGUCCAUUCUUCGCGUCGAGGCCUCAUCGACUCUUCCUAUCGGAGUCGGAUAUUUGGCAUGGAAGCUGGAAGAACCAGGCAACCCUGCACCCGAUAUGCUAAAUGCCGCUCUGGAGAACGGUGUCCAGGCCAUUUGGCUGGCGUUCGGCAGAGAAAUUGGAAAAUGGGUGAAAUACAUUCGUCAGUAUGACGGAACAAGUGGGCGCAAGACCAUUGUAUUCAUCCAAGUGAAUUGCCUGGAAGAAGCACAGGCGGCUUACAAGGAUUGGGGUGCCGAUGUCCUCGUUGCCCAAGGAAUCGAGUCAGGUGGACAUGGAGGCAGUUAUGCUCCGCCGUUGCUGGACCUGAUCACCUCCAUCACAAAGAAUAUUCCAAAGGACGGUCCUCCAAUCUUGGCUGCUGGCGGUCUGUCCAAUGGCUCCCAGGUUGCUGCCUUUCUUACACUUGGAGCCGCGGGUGCAGUCCUCGGCACACGCUUCCUUCUAACCCCGGAAAGCCAGUACUCGGAAACUCAGAAGGCCGCACUCUUACCUGCCUCCGCUAGUUCCACCGUCCGGACCCUCGCAUUUGACUAUGCAAGAGGUACGCUUGGCUGGCCAGAAGGGAUUAAUGGACGUGGUCUGCGGAAUCAAAUUGUGAAGCUAUUCGAGAAAGGCGUGGAUAUUGAAAUAUUGCGAGAGAAGCUGGAGGAGGGCACCAGACACGGCGAUCCGGAUUACAUGAUUACUUGGGCCGGACAAGGCGUGGGUGACAUGACAGAGAUCAAGGGCGCACAAGCCCUUGUUCGUGAAAUACAACAGGAGAUUGUGCGAUGCCUGAAGGCUGCCCCUCUGAUGGUUGAAGAGACGCAGACAUCCAGAUUACGUGUUGCAGCAGAGACACGUGUAGGCGAGUGAAUUGCACUAUCUAGCUCUCGUCAUCUUGCCGGAGGCUCUUCACAUCCCGGUUUUAUCGGUAAGCAACUCGCCCAUCAUCACAAGUACCGCAGAAUGGGUCCGUGAUACUGAAAGUGUAAGAGCUAUCAAUUCAACAGGAAGAUUUUGCUCUUGUCGAAGGUGAACAAUGAUUAUUCGAUUAACUUUCUUCUUGAAUCCGCCUUGCCCUUCGCCAUUUCAUAAGCCCACCGGACGUUGGGCAUGUCCAUAAGAUUUAGGUUCUGACAUUAGCCAAUUCACCAUGAGGUGCGUCAAAGAUUUGUUUCGUAUAGUCGUUGGUACAGUACAACACUUGUGGUCAGGAGAGAUUCUAUACUUAUCCGUGCAAUGGUCACUAGCAGCUUGUAUGAUGUUUGAGGUUGUCC
Molecule: messenger RNA, 1594 nt
Organism: Somion occarium
Lineage: Eukaryota; Fungi; Basidiomycota; Agaricomycetes; Polyporales; Cerrenaceae
Source: the annotation of a GenBank genome assembly